Molecule: messenger RNA, 3238 nt
Organism: Oenanthe melanoleuca
Lineage: Eukaryota; Metazoa; Chordata; Aves; Passeriformes; Muscicapidae
Gene: HAPLN3
Product: hyaluronan and proteoglycan link protein 3
Exons: 5
Coding region: 1501-2583 (360 amino acids)
Biological process (GO): cell adhesion
Molecular function (GO): hyaluronic acid binding
Source: RefSeq, a predicted model, not a curated record
UGGAGCUAGAUCUGCUCUUACACCCAAGCAUGCUCUCAGGGCUGGAGGGAACUGAAUUUUGCAAGGGCUGCCCAUGGGGAUGUUCCCAGCCAAGCGCUGCUGGGGAGGGCUGGGGCAUCAAUGCUGCUGGAGCAGGAUCUGCUUGCAUUGAGGAUGUGAUCCCAUAUGGGGAAUGGGGCAUUGUGAUGAACAGAACAGAGGAGACUUCCUUGUGUCCAGAAUUUGCCACACUGGGCGGGGACCCCUGAAGUUGGCAUGAAUAGCCAAGUGUCAUGAUUGUCUUACCACAGCUCUCUGUCUCUGCCAAUCUGGACAAUCUUCCUGCACCUCCCUGCUGCCAGCAGUGCCCUGCUCAGCCAGGCAUCUCCUCCUUGGGCCUUGCCUGAGGGAGGUGGGCUCAUGCUUGCCCUGGGAGUGCCAGCCAUGGGCAUCAGAGGAGCUGGGGAUCUGCUUGUGAAGACUGGGCUGAAUUCAUUGUGGCUGUGGCUGCAGCUGCUUGGUGACAAAUAGCAGCCACAGCUAGAGCCGGGGACAGGGGGGACAGUCUGCCCAGUUCACCUCCAGACAUGCCACCCUUAUCAUCGGGAAGCUGAGGCAGAGAUAAGAGCAGUUCGCUUCGAGUCCAGCCAAGACAGCCGUGAGCCAGGGCAGAGGCUCCAUCAGGAGGGUGACAGGAGCAGAUGCUGCACAUCAGAGUGGGGAAUGCAACUCAGCCCCCAGCUGCUGCUUCCCCCUGCCCAUUGCUACCCCCUCAAGCAAACCCCUCUGGGGGAUUCUGAGCCCCUUCCCUGCCUUGUGGCAUUUCCUCCAUCCCCUGGCACCCCAGGAUGGGGGGAUUGGGAGAGCCAGAGUGCCCCUCGUGGCUUAUCCCUAUGCCUGGGAUGCUCUUCCCGGACGUGGCUGGGUUGCUGGGACGGCAGGAAGGCUGGGAUGGCCGGCACGCUGCAGCACCCUGCUGCCUGCUGACUCGGCUGCUGGGAGCUGGUUCCUCAGGAAGCAGCCGCCAGGGAGAGCAUCCUCUCACUACCACCCGGAAAGCCCAGCACAGAUCACGAGCUCCUCCAUCCCACCAGGAAUGUGAGUGUUCCUGCUGGAAUCAUCCUGUACAAAGAUUUCAUGGACAAAUCUCUGGUGAGGCCACAGCAGAGCUGUCAGGCGCUGGCUUUGAGGUGGGGAAGAUGAGGAUGACACUUUUAUGGCUCCCAUUCAGCCAAAUGCUCAGCCAGCCCUAGACACGUGCCCUGAACAUGUGCUCCCAGGUCAGAGCUUCCCUGACCCUGAACAGCUUUGCUCAACCUGAAACCUGUGGUCACACCCAGCGUAAAUCUCUGGGAAUAGAAAACAAGAAGAGGGUGAGAGGAAGAAAUGGAGAUUCCUUCUUCCUCAAGGAAUGCUGGUGGCUAGAUCCUUCCUUAUGCACCCCAGGAGAAAUCAUUGGCCACAUCCAGACAAGAGUUGUGGCCUAAGCCCGGGUUCAGGGUUCAGCCUUGCUUCCCAGCCAUGCUGCUGCUCCCACUCCUCCUGAAGGCCACCCUGCUGCGCCUGGCCACUGGCUCCUAUCACCCCUUCUACAACGGCUUCUACUACAACCAUGUCAUGAAUGAUGAUGGCAACGGGCAGGACAAAGUAGAUUACUUAAAUGGAGCCAGAUUAGUGGUGGAAACCUCCAAGGACCCUGUCUACAGCUACAAUGGUGCCAAUGUCACCCUGCCCUGCCACUACCACUAUGAGCCUGACCAGGGACCCAAGCGCAAAAUCCGCAUCAAGUGGUCCAAGCUGCGGGACGACUACACCAAGGAGCAGGAUGUGUUGGUGGCCAUUGGCAAGACCUACAUGGCCUUUGGGGACUUCAAGGGCCGUGCUCACAUCCUUCGGGCCAGCCAGCACGAGGCCUCGCUGGUCAUCAGCGACGUGCGCCUGAGGGACGAUGGCAAAUACCGCUGCGAGGUCAUCGACGGGCUGGAGGAUGAGAGCGAAGUUGUGGAUCUCCAGCUGCAAGGCAUCGUGUUCCCCUACCAGCCUCCCCGCGGGCAGUACAGGCUCAACUUCCACGAAGCCGAGCAAGUGUGCCAGGACCAAGGCGCCAUCCUCGCCAGCUUUAACCAGCUCUUCCAGGCGUGGAGCGAAGGGCUGGACUGGUGCAACGCGGGCUGGCUGGCCGACGGCACGGUGCAGUACCCCAUCCGCCUGCCCCGCAAGCCCUGCGGGGGCGUGCACCUCGCCCCGGGCAUCCGCAGCUACGGCCCGCGACACCGGCAUCUCCACCGCUUUGAUGCCUUCUGCUUCUCCUCUGCGCUCAAAGGAGAGGUUUUCUACCUGGACCGCCCGGCUGGGAUGACUCUGGAGGAGGCCAAGCAGAGCUGCCAGGAUGCAGGGGCCGAGAUCGCCCGGGUGGGGCAGCUUUACUCCGCCUGGAAGUUCGCAGGGCUGGACCGCUGCAAUGCCGGCUGGCUGGCAGAUGGCAGUGUCCGCUACCCCAUCGUCACACCCAGGGCCAACUGUGGCCCCGCGGAGCCCGGUGUCCGCAGCUUCGGCUUCCCCAGCAAGGGCAGGUUUGGAGUCUUCUGCUACAGAGAGAGAUAAGGAGCCGGGAGGGAUCCUUCUUGGAUGAAGGAUGUUUCCAACCUGCCAGUGCCCAGCGCUGGGCGUUUUCAAGGGCUUUUUUGGGGGUGACUGGGGGGAGGUGGGAUGGGGGGAGCUUUCUUUUUGUUUUGUUUUGUUUCCUUCCUUUAUAUUUUCCACAUCUUGCUCAGCAGCUGGCUCCUGCAGCUGCUCGGGGUGGCUGCCAGCUGGGCAGCGUGGGACAGUCCCUGUUGUGAGAUGUGUGCAAGGAUGAUCCCCAUGGGCUACUGCUGCCACCCCACUUGGCCGUGCCACCCUAUGGGUGGUGGCCCCUUCCUGCAGUGGCAGGUUGUCACUGACACCCACCUGCCCUUCCAGGCUGGUCCUGCCUCUGAGCUCAUGAGGCAAGGCCACGAGGGAGCAAGGCAAGGCUGGAUUUGGCCAGAGCAGAGAGCAGGUAUCUCCCUCGCAUCCUGGCCCCUCUGCCCUCAGCCCCACCCAUGUCCUGCUGAAGGAUGCCAUUGUGCCUGUCCCUGCCGGAGCACAAGUGCCUUAUCUCUAAGUGCCCCUUGCCUGGACUCCAUCCGAACUCUGGUGCCUUCUUCUUUGAGCAUUGGCUAUGAAAAGAUGUGUUUUUCUGGACAUCUUCUAAUAAAAUGGUGGAGAAAGCCCUGGA